UGUAUGCUGCUGCAAAUAUCCUUUCUAACACUCCGAAGGGAAUUUUUUAAUAUUUUAACGCAGAGAGCUUCCAUUUCCACGAAGCUAAAGUUUGAAAUGAGGAGGAAAAGAUACGGAUGGCAAGGUUUCAAAAAGAAAAAAAAAUCAUUGACGUCACUACCAACGAAAACUGAUGUCCUUCGUUGUUUUCAUUCUUUUAUUUUCACCUUUAGGCCUCAACAUAGAAAAUGCGUCAUUCAGCAAUUUUUAUUUUGCUCCUUUCUCGAAGCAAUCACCGAGCAAUGGGAUACUUGUUGGGUGUUCGCUCAACUACCUCCCAUUUUUCAUUUGACGCUUGGCCUUUACCGUGAGUUUAAAGGCUUGGUUUAGAAUUUUAGGGAUCGUAUCAUUCGGUAUUAAUGGGUUUCCACAGUUCUUGUAUUUUGGUUCUCUUCUCACUGGAACUAUUGAGCAGUAUGGCAGAAGUCACAAUCUCAAGGGACGUUUCGAUUGGUUCAGAAUCUCCAGAAGAAUCCGGUUGGUCCUGGAUGAAUUCCGCCAAAACCCUGCAUGAUAUCCGGAUGGUUGCGCACCCUGAAAACCCUUGCAAAUCCCUCCCGGCACGCCCUAGAACGGAACUAACGCACGCCGCUGCCGCUUACUGCAAGAAUGCUCAUGCGGGUUUCGUGCAGCAUCUGGAUCUCUCCUUCAGGCUCAGGUGCCCAGGUUCCGCGCUCGAAUCUGCUCCGGAAGUCGCUUGCUCACCAAGAGACAAAAAGAGGUACAGCAACUAUCGGUGCACCAUAGGGGUCAGAUCGGGCUUCUUUCGUACGUACUGUCGCGGUCAGUCGUUCAAACGCGUCGACCUAGAGACAUGCGUCCAAGGCUGGGAUAAGUUAAUCCGUCCCUAGAUUAUCAUGCUCUUUAUCAUGUUCAAAUCAAAAUAAAUCAAUAUAAUUGCUGAGUAUAUAAUAACGAAAUGGA
Bemisia tabaci is the source of this 963-nucleotide messenger RNA. Lineage: Eukaryota; Metazoa; Arthropoda; Insecta; Hemiptera; Aleyrodidae. The record is from RefSeq and is a predicted model, not a curated record.